Diachasmimorpha longicaudata is the source of this 7184-nucleotide messenger RNA. It is a transcript of the gene SCAP, whose product is annotated as sterol regulatory element-binding protein cleavage-activating protein. Bases 909 to 4865 code for a protein of 1318 amino acids. The record is from RefSeq and is a predicted model, not a curated record. The transcript is spliced from 9 exons. Gene Ontology annotation, molecular function: protein binding; sterol binding. Gene Ontology annotation, biological process: SREBP signaling pathway; regulation of cholesterol biosynthetic process. NCBI's taxonomy places the organism in Eukaryota, Metazoa, Arthropoda, Insecta, Hymenoptera, Braconidae. Gene Ontology annotation, cellular component: SREBP-SCAP complex; endoplasmic reticulum membrane; Golgi membrane.
AUUUAUGAAGUUUAUUUUGAAAAUUGUAGAUCGGAAAAUUCGCAUUAGGAUAUUUGUUUGGGAGAUAGUAGAUAGAGACUAAGAGCACUUAAGUGUUCGCUUUUUGAAAAUAUGUAAGAACGAAGGUACUUAAAAUGUUACGAAAGCCAUCAAAAAUACGUAAUAGCGUAUUUUGUACCUCAAUUUAUUUUCAAAAAUCGUGACAAUUGUUCAUUAUCUUCCCCUCAUAUUGUCAAAAUAGACUCAAAUUGUAUCGGGACUUAGUGCAUUUCAUUUAAUCGACUCUCCUCAAGUCGAUAUCAUAAAUCUCAAUCGAUACUACACCACACAACAUCUACUUCCCCCACCAGUGAAUUCUAUUCCAUAAAAACCUAAACAACUCCCCCUUCUCGUCUAUCUACCUCCCCCCCUUGAGCCACAGACAAAAAAAAACGAUAGACUCUCAAAAAAAUACGACAUAAAUUCCUACCACUCACCUCCGCCUAAAAAAUAAAGAAAAAAGAAACCAACGUUGACGAAGUGUUAGUUUCGACCACGUGUACUUCCCCCCUCUGCCCCUCCCCGCUCCAUAUCCUGCGAAAAAAACAUCAAGACCACCUGGCGAUUGGUCGCCGAGUGGAGGCUCGUCGCAAAAUAAACCAGAGGAAAAUAAGCGCUGAAAGGAAUAAAAAAAAUACCUCGAGGUAGAGUUAUAUCUCCGUCUGUGCUGGUGCCGCGAGCCCAGACUUGUGUAUCCGAGUUAAAUUGAAACCGGCCAGUGCACUCGUGGAGUUGUGCGUGAGUGUCCCUCUCUCUCGUCGUCGAUUAAAAUACAGCAUAAAACCUUGGAUCCAGUGCACAUCGAGUUAAUGAUAACCACUGAAUUGUGACUGAAACGAGCAAUGUUAACGAGGUAGCCUUGAGGUGAAAUGUCCCGAAGCCUGCCAGAUAGAGUGGCAGGGGUGUAUUAUGCCCAUGGCCUCUUCUGCUCGUCACAUCCAAUUGCAGCUCUUUCACUGGCAAUUACAAUCGUUAUACUAUGUUGUUAUCCACUUGUGAAUCUUCCUAUGCCUGGCAAUGCCCCAAGGACAGUGAUAAAUCAAACAAUUUUUGUUUCCAAUGACACUACGACUUCGUCACUUUAUGUUCAACAAGUUGUUUUGCGAACUGGAGUUGUACCAUGGACCAACGAUCUUGCCUUGUCCGAUGCCUUUCGAGGACCUCUUUACGAAGUCUUCAAUCUUUUAGAAAUCAUUCAGAAUUAUCAGGAUCCAGAAACGUUAAAAACUCUCGGCCAAGUAUGUUUGCACAUAGAGGCGGUAAAAAAACGGAAUGCCAAUGCAAAAAAGCCAGAGGUACUUCCUGAGUACAAUUGUUUAAUUUUGUCACCGGCAAAUCUCUGGCAACAGAGCAUCGAGCUAUUCAAUCAGGACAAUGACGUAAUUGGCACGAUAUUCUCAUACCAAAAUCUUCAGAAGGGGAAAAUAAGUCUUGCUGAAAUGCUGUUCGGUAUGAAUCUCAAAGAAACCGGUGUCAAACGGUAUCCAGUGAGAGUGAGACAGAGAAUACUUCAAUACGCAGUUACAAUAUUCCUCAAGGAAUACGAUCCUAGAUUCAUCGGAGGAUUGAAAAACAGAUUGACAACGUACUACUCCCUUCAUCAGCCUCAGAAAACAGAAACACCCCAGCAAUUUGACGAAACCCUUCAUAUUUUCUAUCCGGGGGAAUUCAAUUACAACGACUCCUUUCCCCUGAUGAUGACAUUCUUCGCUCUCUUCGUGUAUGUCUACUUCUCAGUAAGAAAGAUCGAACUUGUAAAAUCGAAGAUCGGCGUCGCCUUCAGUGCAACUGUAACAGUUAUAUCAUCCCUAUCAAUGACAGUUGGUGUUUGUUUUUUCUUCGGAUUAACUCUGAGUCUCAGUGGCAAGGAAAUAUUUCCCUAUUUGGUGAUAAUAGUGGGUCUUGAGAAUGUUCUUGUUCUUACAAAAAGUGUGGUGAGCACGCCAGCUCAUUUGGAUGUUAAAAUUCGAGUCGCUCAGGGUCUCUCCAAAGAGGGAUGGUCAAUAACAAAAAAUCUCCUGACAGAAGUGACAAUUUUAACGAUUGGAUUGUUUACUUUUGUUCCACCAAUUCAGGAAUUCUGUAUUUUUGCUAUUGUCGGUCUUCUGAAUGACUUCUUCCUUCAAAUGGUCUUUUUCUCGACAAUUCUUGCUAUGGAUAUUCGAAGAAUGGAGCUGUCAAGUGAUAAUUCACGAUUUCAAUUUACUCACAUAGCCGCUACAAGGAGACAGCAGUUUACGACAACUGUAUUGAAUAAAAAACCAAAUUUCUUCAGAUCAAAGUCUCAUCCCAGGCUCAAUGGUAUGACAGGGCCGACUAAUGUCAUUGCUCCUACUACUCAGAAUACUCAAACACUCGUGAAAAUACCGAAGAGGCUCAAGCUUGUACAUUUCUGGGCGAGAACUAGGAUAUUUCAGAGGGCCUUCAUGGUGUGGAUGGUCGUGUGGAUUAGCAUGAUUAUUUAUAACUCUGGGAUCAUUGAACAUUUGAUUCAUCUCAGUGACACCUUGAAACAUGAUAGCGAGAUUGAGAGUUAUACGGUUGAUGGACCGCAGACUUUGAAAAGUUACGUGGAGUUUAAGACGCUGAAACCAGUCGUUGUUACAACUUCUACGAGCCCACCCAGUAUUGUUGAUGAGGUCUCCAAUACUAAUAACAUAACCGAAGAGCUGAAGAAACUCCGUCCCGUAGACUUCCCACCAUGGAAUCGUCUAUCGUUGUAUCACUGGUCCUCCAUUCUCAUGAUGUACAACAUCUCGACAGCCGGUGAACAAAUAACAAUUCUACCGACAAUAAAAAUAUCCCAUCCAGUGAAUCCAAAAUUAUCACGACAAAUCAGCAAUCCAAAUGAUGUACAGCAUUUUCAAUGGCAAAGCUUAGCAACAGCUGCCCUUGAUCCCCUGGACUUUUCAGACAUCGAAGUUCCGAUCAGAUCCGAAGGACGUGGUUUCUAUACAGACACCCCCUUCGUUCCCUCCAGCCCCAUGGAGAUCUUCCUGGCAGCUCUUCUCUGCCUAAUAAGUGUGAUAGUAGUUGCCUACACAAUGGUAGUUCUCUAUCGAUGCAUCUGCACACGAAACUACGCAGAAUGGCGAACGAGUUGGCAUCAACAGGAGAAAACCCAGGACUCCACUGAGCUUGUCUUGGAGGCCCUCCCCAUAGUCCUCGAGGGUCACUCCCAGGAGAUUGAGUGUAUUGCCACAGACGGUGAUACAAUAGCCAGUACAUGUUUGGCUGGUCACAUAAAAAUCUGGGACAUCACCACUGGCGAUAUGCUGACCCACAUCGAUCGAAAGAAAAUCUUCAACUCUAGCCAAAGGGACUUGAUAAAUCCGACACCCGAUAAUGAAGAAUUAAUGUCCGAUUACGAGAGUGGAUCACCACCAUCAAGAGGAGAAAUCGACAACAACACUUUUGGACUUUACUCGUCACCUGGGGGACGACCAAAGUAUUCACCAGGUGGAACAUUACACAGGAGCUGUCAGGGGAGAAAACGACAUUCGAUGAACUCGUUGGACUACGACUACCAGAUCAACGAUUACUCCAGUGACAAGAGGAAGAUUUUCACCAGGAAUACAAAUUCUUUUGAAUUCCCCGAUCUUCGUCCCUCGAUCAAUACAAAAUUCUCAACCAUCAAGUUUCAACCAAAACAACAGUGCUACGAGAGUGGAUUUGAUUUUGGUAAUGACUAUAAACAGUUAUUUGAUCAGUUCAGGAGCUCCAUUGAUGAUGUGCACAAGUGUGGAGGAAGUGAAGUGUUGAAUAACUGUGGGAGACUUGGGAAAUUUGAGUUGAAUGACAGUGCAACGUCCUUGAGCACUGAUAGAACAGUGCAGACUAUACAAAAUGUUGCACCAAUUUGGUGCAUUGAUUAUCAGGAGAAUAUUUUGGUUGUGGGGUGUGCCAAUGGGGUCCUAGAAUUUUGGGAGGGUAGUACUGGGAGAUUCAAAUGUUUCUUUGAUGAUGGCAGUGGUUUGGGAAUAUCUUCGGUGAAGAUCGUGGGGUGCAGGGUAGUUGCAGCUAAGUUGAAUGGGUCAGUAGACUUUUUGGAAUUGGAGAGGUACAGUGAAGGCCAUCAGAUUGAUUGGGGUUUCACGUCUGGGAGGAGGACACAUGUGAGAACAGGAAGUGCUGGAUCACCGAUGGAUAUUGGAGGAUUUCCACAUGUUGAAGAGGAUUUGCGGUGUCUCAAAAAGGGAUCGCACAGGGCUCAUCAACAGGCUAUCACGGUUCUUGAUAGCGAGGGGGGACGAGUCCUCACUGGGAGCCAGGAUCACACACUCAAAGUUUUUAGGUUGGAAGAUCAACAACCACUUUAUACUCUUCAUGGACACUGCGGUCCUAUCUCCUGUCUAUUUAUCGACAGGGCGAAUCCCAUGACGUCUGGAAGUGGCUCUCAGGAUGGACUUCUCUGCGUUUGGGAUCUAUUAACAGGAACGUGUAUGUACAGUAUACAUGCACAUGAUGGAGCUGUGGCAGCAAUAACAUGCUCAGCUUCGUACGUGAUAAGCAUUGGCACAGACGAGCGUCUGUGCGUUUGGGAAAGAUUUCAGGGUCAUCUACUCCAUGCUUUACCAGCUCACAGGGCAGCAUAUAGUCUUCAAUUAGUUAUGCUCACUCAUCAGUUACUCAUAACUAGUAAUCAGGGUUCUCUGGUCGUUUGGGAUGUGAGAACGGGUGAACCAAUGAGAGAAGUACGACUAGAUCACAAAGACAGUUGUGUUUAUGUUAAACAAAUGAUUGCACUUAGGGACAGCGUUAUUUGCGAUUUUGGUCGACAGCUGCGUAUAGUCAGAUUUCCCUUAGUCUCUGAUAAGUUGGACUGAACCAUUUUUAUCUAUACAUUUUAGUAGAGAGAAAGUAAGAAUCUGUACAUAGAUCAUUCUCAUAGCCCGAGUGGGACAUUGCAAAUUUUCUAACACAAGCAGUGCUUUAACCCUUCUCCCCACCUCACGAGAUUCAAAUGUAUACACGAAGAAAAAAUAAUCAACGAAUAGUUGCAAGCACAAUUACGAAACUGUCCAUCGAAUCUAUUUAGUUAGAUUUUUUUGACGUUAAAAUAAUCUCUGUAAUAAUUUAUUAAUUCACCAAAUCGACCCUAAUAAACUCCAAUUUUCUCAGUCGUUUACGAUCGUACUUUAAAAUUCAAAUCAAAGGAAAAGUAUAGACUGAUCAGAAAAUUGAACGAAAAAAUCCUUCCUCCAUUUAUUCGCGUUUAGCGCACCGGAAUUCUUCAUCGGAAUGUUUUACGAAACAGUUUCCGCAAUGAUAAAACAAUAAAUUUGUAGUUUUCACUGUAUCCUAGGAUCGAAUUGUAAAUCGAUAGAGUUCAAUCCUCGUGUUACAGAUAAGCAGACUUACGCAAAUCCAAUUUGAUUCUUUUUACUGCACACUUGUCUUGUUAUCGUAGUAAUCUAUUAAAUGCUUCAAUUUUCCGUCCCUUUUGUCAACAACAGAAUUAUGGAAUCAAUCGCUUAUUUUUUAUUUCGAGUUUUUCUUUAAUUUUCAAGGAAACGUGACCUAGAUUUUGCAGUAAUUUUAUUGCGAUAUUUUUUCUUCGUGUGAACCUUCAUUUACUUCUCUUGAAGUAUCAUUAUUACUAAUUAUCAUUGAGCGUACCGAUUGUGAUCGACAGGGUGUGGUUAUGGAAUUAAUGGUAUUGAUGAAAAUUUUGGUAAUUUUAGGCGAACGGCUGUGCAAAAUAAUGUUUGUAGAUUUAUCAAUGCUUGAAGCCAGAUGUAUAUCAUCCGCUCGUUUAUUAAUUAAAUCCUCAAUUAAUAUUAUUGAAUGUAAUGUGGGGAGGGAUAUUGUUACUCGACGGUUGUCAGUGACUUUUUUCAUGGUCUAGAAUACUUUGCGGAAAUUUUUUCAGCAACAAAAUUUUGUGUGACUAGUAAGCAGUGGAUGAAAAUAUACCUGGCUUCAUUUAAUUUGUAAUUUUGCAUUUUUAAUAUUUGAGAGUGCCUUUAUAAAGUCCGCCACGUUGUUUUUUUUUUACUAUCUCAUCUUUUGAGUUUAAUAGUUGAAUGAUGAAUGGAGAGAAUUUGAUUUCACUUUUAAGUUAUUAUUGCGAAAUGUCUAUCAAUAAAAGCAAUUUUUUUGUACUAUUCAAUGACUGUAAGGAAUAAGGCACUUGAGGCAGAGUUGCCUCACGAUUUUUUUGAUAAAACAUGUGAGAAGAGACAUUUAUAUCUUUAUUAGAUUCCAAAAUAACCAUCAAAAACUGCUGUGAAGGUGAUAAAAUCAACUUUAACAGUUUUCUAUGAACAUUUUUCAGUUCUAAAAAUCUCAGAACAUUUUUAAGAGAUAGUUAACAAGUGCUAAUGUUUUUAAAAGCCACAACACCUCAGUUCCAUUCAGUGAUUUAUUAAUGAAUAAUUUAACAAUGUUCGAGACGUGAGAAAAUGUUUGUUAGAGAUAUUCAUCAAGAACUCGUGUCUUUCAGAGGGAAAUUGCCUCAUUCCCACUCACUAAUUCAUUGGAUCAAAGAAUAAAAACUAAUUUGUACAUAUAGAGGUUGAGAAUGACUGCAUCGUCAGACAAUGAAUUAUUUUCAUAUUUCAUAAUAAACAUAAAAUGAUUGAAAAUUGCAAAUGAUGACGAGAAUUAUUGAAGAUUUUAUAUGAAUUUAAACAAAAACCUAAAAUGAUAUUUUGGUAAGAAUUAACGUAAGAAUAUCGCGGGGUUCUGCAAUUAGUUCUAACAUAGCAAUUAAAUUACUGAGAGUAAUAAAUUGUAAACAGCAUCAUGAAUGAGAAUAUAUUUUUAAGUGUGUGGCAGCUGAUAGUCGAUGAGGGUAAAAGUUAUCUGAAAUUCCUUGAUGUUGUUGUGCCUGCAGAAAUGACAAAAAUCAUUCUGAUUUUAGACUGAACGUAGAUUCAAAGAUGAAAAUGAUGAUGGAGGUAGGGAAGAAUUGAUAAUUGUCACCAAUACGAGAACAUUUUUUAUUAAGAAGGGAUGGUUCUCGUAGAGUUAGUAUUUUCAUCGACCAAAGUGAAUGUUGAAGGAACGUACUUGAGACACUAUUUGAUUAUUCAUAUUUUUACAUUUUAAUGUUGAUUGAUUCGUCUGUAAGCACAGUUUGAUGCGAGCUGCGUGAAUUUUUCUAUUUAUUAAUUUAAUAAUAAAUUUAGACUAUCCAUCAA